Molecule: messenger RNA, 3034 nt
Organism: Phyllopteryx taeniolatus (common seadragon)
Lineage: Eukaryota; Metazoa; Chordata; Actinopteri; Syngnathiformes; Syngnathidae
Gene: ppp1r12c
Product: protein phosphatase 1, regulatory subunit 12C
Exons: 20
Coding region: 150-2255 (701 amino acids)
Biological process (GO): signal transduction
Cellular component (GO): cytoplasm
Molecular function (GO): enzyme inhibitor activity; phosphatase regulator activity; protein kinase binding
Source: RefSeq, a predicted model, not a curated record
UCGCCCACACGGUACGAGCACGAGCACCAGCCGAGGCUUCCUCGCAGUGGUUCCGCAGUCAGGAAGUGAAAGUAUACGCAUGGAGGGUGUGUCUUUCCCUUCCUGACUAUGUUUAAUUUUUAAUAACACGGGCCUCCUUGGAUACAUUAAUGGGCGACUCGGCGAGGACCAAGCGGCGGGAGCAGCUAAAGCGCUGGGCGGGUUCCUGCACCGACAAAACGUCGGCCUUGCCCCGGCGGAGAUGGCGAGGCGACGCCGUAGAAAGAGGAACCGAGGAGCCGCAGGCCGAGCUGCGGCGGCCGCCAAGUGAGGAACCCGUUUCGAAGGGCGACGAAAGCAGCCCGCUCCUCAAGAGACGAAAAAGGGUGAGGUUUGACAGAGCUGCAGAGUUUCUGGCUGCGUGUGCCAGCGGGGACACAGAGGAGGCCCAAGUGAUGCUCCAAGAAGCCAAGGAGAUGAUGAGCAACAACAAGGAGGACGGGACAGAAAUUAUUAACUGCUCCAAUGCUGACGGAAUAACUGCAUUACAUCAGGCCUGCAUUGAUGGUAGCAUGGAGAUGGUCUCUUUUCUUCUGGAGCAUGGUGCCAAUGUGAACCAGGUUGACAGUGAGGGCUGGACAGCCCUGCACGUAGCUGCUUCCUGCGGCUACCGCGACAUAGCAGAUUUCCUUUUGCGGCGUGGUGCUUCUCUCUCUGCUGUCAACUGUGAUGGUGAUGUUCCUGUGGACAUCGCUCUGGAUGAAACCACUGAGGCUCUUCUCCAGGAAUACACUCUGAGACAAGGUGUUGACUUGGAGGCAGUAAAGCGUGUAGAGGAGGAGCAUAUCACGACAGAUGCUCGGACCUGGCUGAGUGAGGGACCACCUGCUGACGUACGACAUCCCAGGACUGGAGCCACUCCUCUACACGUGGCUGCGGCCAAAGGCUACGUGGAAGCUCUCAAGCUACUGUGUCAGUGUGGGCUGGAUGUGUCUGCUAUGGACUUAGACGGGUGGACUCCUCUUCAUGCUGCUGCACACUGGGGUCAGGGGGAGGCCUGUCACAUUUUAGCUGAACAGAUGUGCAAUAUGGAAGCCCGCAGCAGCGCCGGUCAGACGCCUUUGGAUGUUGCAGAUGAAAGUGUGGAGGAGCUCCUGGAGGAUUUAGCUCAGAAACAAGCCAAUUGGCGUAACGAGCAGUCCAUACGAGAACGGCAAAACCAACAAGGUGCUACCGCUGUAAAUGCACAAAAUAAAAAACGGAGGAGCUCAGUGUGCAGGAUGAGCAGUAAAGACAAGCUUAACUUGCAGGACCAGUCUAAAGAGAGGGGUGUCUCGGGAGGCCUGGAGCUGAGCGAGGACAAGGAGAGCAGUCCCGAGAGUUCCACUGUGUCCAGUCCAGACACAGAGAGUGGGAUCACAUCUGCAGCCAGUCCAGUUGACAAGAAAUCAGACGAGAGAGGUGGGGAGGAAGAUAAGGAACAGGACAAGAGUGUUCGCACUGCCAGAGUUCAGCCCACCCCUCAUACAAGGGACAAUACGUCUGAGAGUCCCAACACACCUACUACUGAGCGGCGCAAGUUUCAGGCACCAGUCAGAGAUGAGGAGUCUGAGUCUCAGAGGAAAGCUCGCUCUCGACUCUUGCGCCAGUCCCGCCGCUCGACUCAGGGUGUGACUCUAACAGACCUAAAGGAAGCUGAGAAGACUGUCUCUAAAGCUGCUGAUCCCCUGCCUCGUAACAUUCAGCCUGUCAGCCCCAUCAUCUCUUUCACACCUGCUGAGAGGGAUACAGAUCCAGUAAAACAGGAAGAGCCCGAGGGAGACAAGCGUCUGGGAGUGAAGGACAGGAGGCGAGCGAGGAAAGAGAGGCGCUCCACCGGCAUCAUUCAGCCGGGCGGGGAGAAUGACGACGAGGAUUUGGAUGAUCCAAUCAAUAGCAACGCCUCCACUGCGAUCGGGUUAGGGAAUGCUGACUAUAGGAUGCUCUACUUCCAGGUACUGCAGCAGAACCUGGCACUGAAGGACAAACUGCAGGAGAUGGAGCUGCUGCUGAGCCAAAAUAAAGUGGACUUGGAGAGACUCAGACAGAAUCAAGAUAGCAGCACAGAGAGACCUGCCCUGUUGGAGCUGGAGAGAUUUGAGAAGUUGGCCCUCCAGAGGAGAGCAGUGGAACUGGAAGAAGACUUGAAGGUUCUGGGAGACCUGAAAGCAGACAACCAGAGGCUGAAGGAUGAGAAUGCUGCCCUCAUUCGAGUCAUCAGCAAACUCUCCAGAUGAAUCCUAAAAAAACCCUAAUCCUAAAAAACAAAACAAACAAAAAAUACCUUAAUGUAUUACAGGGAGUUGACUCACAUCUAUGUCAAACACAUCCAAGGGUAACUGAACAGAAUUUCAGGGCUAUUGCAGAAUCACUGUAUGACAAGCUGAAGUGCACCUUCUGUGGACUGGGGUGUGCUCCUGUUCACAUCCUCUUGUAUUCUGUUAUGUGGUUGUUGUUUUUAACUGGAACAUUUUAAAUACUUCGGUCCAUUUUUGUAUAAACGUUGUGUUGAGAGACUAAAAGCCAUGCUGAAUAAUAUUUUUGACAUUUAGAAUGGGUGAAGAGAAGUACUGCUGUUGGUGAUUAGGAAAAGAACAAAUGGAAAUGUGCCAAAUCCUGCCCAAAUUUGAAUGAAUGUUGAGUGGCCCGUGUUGUUCCUCAGAAUGGACCAAAUGUGUAAAUGUUUAGCUCAGUGUGUGUCUAUAAAUGGUGUACAGGCAAGAACAUUGGCAUUUGACAUCAUUGUCAUUUCAUAUUGAGUUGGAGGCUUCUGAAAACAACUUGGAAGCUAAGGACAACAGUCACCUUGUGAUGGAUUUCUACUGUUCAGUAGACAAGGCCAGAUGCAAGGCCUUCUACUGUUUACUGUACUGUCAUUUAAAGAAACAUUUCAUGUAAUACUGUGCCUUUCUGUGUUUUAUGACAUAAUAUUGUCAAUGAUUCUGGCUUCUGUUGGUGCAAAUAAGUUCAUGAAAAACUGUGCCCCCCCCCCCCAAAAAAAACCAAGUCUUUCUUG